AUGCGUUUCUCUCUUCCUCUUGUGGCGUUCGCCGCUGGAGCGGCUGCUCAGCAGACCUCUGCAAAAGUAGAUUCCAACACUGGUAUCACAUUCCAAGGGAAGACCGAUGCUACUGGUUACUACUUCGGUAUGGCAGUACCGACUACUAUCGGUACAGAUUUCAUCGGACAAAUAAUCGCGCCUAUUACCGAAGGUUAUGCUGGUGUCUCUCUUACUGGGAAGAUGGUGGGCAGUCUCCUGAUCGUAGCAUGGCCCAACGCAGGCGAGGUUGUUGCCUCUUUCCAUGAAACAUCCGGAUACUCGUCCCCGCCUGUAUACACAAAUGCAUCGCUCUCUUUGUCACCAAUCGCCGACGGAACCUAUGUCAACGCCACGCACAUGUCUUACACCUUCUUGUGCGGUGGAUGCAUUAUGGAUAGCCCCCUUAGCUUCGACCGUACGGCCGACAACAUUAUCAUGGGAUGGGCUCUGUGCAGAACCGCCCCUACCAAUCCCGCAUCCGCUGAAUCGGCGACUUUUGUCUACCAUGAUGCCGGAUUUGGUGCCUUUGGUAUGGCUUUGAACAACGCUGCAAGUGCGGACUACGCAACCUGGGCUGCCAUGGCCGCUAGUGGUGCACCUACGGAAUAUGGCAAUACAGCGCCUCCUGCGGGUUCAGACACUCUUGCGACUCCUGAUAGUGCCAACGCCACAUGCCCUGAUACUCCAUCCAUCUCAGAUUCUACCUACGACUACAUUGUUGCUGGAGCUGGGCCGGCCGGCAUCAUUACCGCUCAACGCCUGGCUGAGACCGGAAAGUCUGUUCUCCUUAUCGAGCGUGGGAAAGCUUCGACCUACCAAUCCGGAGGACGUAGCACGGUCGCGUGGAACGAUACGGUGACUCAAUACGAUGUCCCAGCUAUGGCAUACUACUUAACCACUGCCGCGGACAGUUCCGAGUAUUGCACCGAUACCGCUAACAUGGCAGGCUGUUUACUUGGUGGUGGAACGAUGGUUAACGCCUUGAUGUUCGUUCGACCUCAACCUGCCGACUUUAACGAUAAGUGGCCUGCUGAAUGGCAGUGGGACUCAGUCAGCGCCAGCGCCGACAGGUUGUAUGAGCGCAACCCCGGUACUACCAUGGCAUCCGAGGACGAGAAGCGGUACGAUCAAGCAGCUGCUACUGUUAUGCAACAAUACUUAAGCGGCAUGGGAUACGAACCCGUCGAUGCCAUCGACUCCCCAGAGCGCAAGACCGCAAUCUACAGCUACCCACCAUGGGAUAUCCAAGGAGGUCGCCGAGCUGGACCGGUCAAGUCUUACCUCCCUCUCGCUAAGGCUCUUAGCAACUUCGAGUUGAUUCUCGAGACGAAAGUCGUUCGUGUUGUUCGUAACGGAUCUACUGCGACGGGUGUCGAGGUCGAAGACUCUACUGGAGCCCGCCAAAUCAUCAACCUGAAUGAAGGAGGAAGCGUUAUACUCUCUUCCGGAUCUAUGUCUUCCCCACGUAUUCUCUACAACUCUGGCAUCGGUCCGGCUGAUCAGCUCACCACCGUCCAAGGCGGAUCUGCCUGUGUGACUCUCCCAGAGGAAGCUGACUGGAUCGACCUCCCAGUCGGACAGAACUUGAAGGAUCACCCGAUGUUCACUCUGGACUUCAACACUAGUGCUGUCGAAGACACCCUGAUUGCCAAGGACUUCACUUCCCCAUCCCAAACCAAUAUCGAGCUGUUCGCUCAAGAGGUCGGUCCACUUGUCCAGGGCGGCCAACGUCUCAAUUUCUGGACCAGCAAGAACACCACGUCAGGCACCAAGUACUUCCAAGGUACCUCCUUCGCGAACAGGGCCGACGGCGUCAGGGUAAGGCUUUACAUGACCCACGGCGCAACCUCUGUCGGGGCUCUGGGCAUCAACGCCCAGGGAGCGACCAUCUUCACGACCGACCCCUGGAUGAACACCGAAGACGACCAAAGCGCCAUGGCGGAGAUGAUCGACGAACUCCUCGCCGGUGCCCGCGCGGGCACCCUCUUGACGCCAGCCGACCCCGACGUUACCGGCGCCUCCUUGGUCGCGGACAAGGCGUACGUCACGGGAUCUCACUUCGUCGGCACCGCCAUGAUGGGCGAGACGAACGACGGAUCGUCAGUCGUCGACACCUGUGGAAGGGUCUGGGGAACGGACAACAUCUACGUCGUCGAUGCCUCGAUCCACCCCGACCUUCCCACCGGCAACACCCAGGCCAUGGUCAUGGUCGUCGCCGAGCACAUCGUGGCCAAGAUCAUCGAUGUCAGCUCGGGCGGCGGGGGUCAGAAUUCCACAACUCCCUUUGUCCCUGAUUCGAAUCCCAGCUACCCUCCCGUGGUACCCGAGUCGGACCCCUACUAUCAUACCACUCCCGAUCUACUUGACACGGAGCCCAAGAAUCCCGACGCGGUGAAUACGAACCUCAGCAAGCCCCAGACUCCCGAAUCUGAUAAGAAGGGCAACAAGCCCCAAACUCCCGAAUCUGAUAAGAAAGGCAACAAGCCCCAAACUCCCGAAUCCGAUAAGAAAGGCGACAAGCCCAAGACCCCCGAAUCCGACAAGAAAGGCAACAAGCCCAAGACCCCCGAAUCCGACAAGAAAGGCAAGAAGACCAAAACUCCCGAAUCCGAUAAGAAAAGCAACAAGCUCAAAACCUCCACCCUACCUGAUAAGAAAUACAGCAACACAGAGAGCCUCACCGACCUCACCGAGAAGAAAUACACUAACCCCACCAAACCCACCAAGGAAGAAGAAGAAGAAGAAGACUGUUAA
Molecule: messenger RNA, 2775 nt
Organism: Drepanopeziza brunnea f. sp. 'multigermtubi' MB_m1
Lineage: Eukaryota; Fungi; Ascomycota; Leotiomycetes; Helotiales; Drepanopezizaceae
Molecular function (GO): oxidoreductase activity, acting on CH-OH group of donors; flavin adenine dinucleotide binding
Source: RefSeq, a predicted model, not a curated record